Molecule: messenger RNA, 556 nt
Organism: Macrobrachium nipponense
Lineage: Eukaryota; Metazoa; Arthropoda; Malacostraca; Decapoda; Palaemonidae
Exons: 2
Coding region: 91-444 (117 amino acids)
Source: RefSeq, a predicted model, not a curated record
UUCGGAAAGAAGCGACUAUAAAGGCAAAGGCCGACUUCCAUCGGCAGACACUCACUCACAAGUGGCCACUGUGAACACCCACGAGCAACAAUGAAGUUCCUGGCAAUUGUGCUCUUGGCUGUUUCCGCUUGCGCUACUGAGAUUGAGAAGCGAGAGGCAGAUCCAUCCCACGGCUAUUAUAGUCCUUCCUAUGGCUAUGGUUAUGGCUACCCCUAUGGGUACCGUAGCUACUACCCGGUAAGCUACAGUUACGUGCACCGCCAUCACAAGAGGUCUGCUGAUCCAGCGCCAGAGGCUGAGGCUUCCUACUACUAUGGAUACUACCCUGUCUACCAUCCUCAUGGUCACCACUACGCAAAGAGGUCUGCUGAGCCUUCCCAUGUCUAUGGCUACUAUGGCUAUCCUCGUCCAUACUAUUACAACCCUUCCUACUACUAUGGUUAAGGAGGAAGGUUACCCCUGAUUUCCCUGGAGCAUAAAUGUGGAUUUUCUGCUGUUGCUAGUCACGAGUGAUUUCAAUAAAGAAAUACAAUACAAACUAACACUGCAAAUUGAA